Procambarus clarkii (red swamp crayfish) is the source of this 906-nucleotide messenger RNA. Lineage: Eukaryota; Metazoa; Arthropoda; Malacostraca; Decapoda; Cambaridae. The record is from RefSeq and is a predicted model, not a curated record.
AUGUUAUACCACCCCCAGGGAACCCCACACCCUCAAGAACAUGCUAUACCACCCUCCAAGGAACCCCACACCCUCAAGAACAUGCUAUACCACCCUCAGGGAACCCCACACCGUCAAGAACAUGCUAUACCACCCCCAGGGAACCCCACACCGUCAAGAACAUGCUAUACCACCCUCCAGGGAACCCCACACCGUCAAGAACAUGCUAUACCACCCUCCAGGGAACCCCACACCGUCAAGAACAUGCUAUACCACCCUCCAGGGAACCCCACACCCUCAAGAACAUGCUAUACCACCCUCAGGGAACCCCACACCGUCAAGAACAUGCUAUACCACCUCCAGGGAACCCCACACCGUCAAGAACAUGCUAUACCACCCUCCAGGGAACCCCACACCGUCAAGAACAUGCUAUACCACCCCCAGGGAACCCCACACCCUCAAGAACAUGCUAUACCACCCCCAAGGAACCCCACACCGUCAAGAACAUGCUAUACCACCCUCAGGGAACCCCACACCGUCAAGAACAUGCUAUACCACCCUCCAGGGAACCCCACACCGUCAAGAACAUGCUAUACCACCCCCAGGGAACCCCACACCCUCAAGAACAUGCUAUACCACCCUCCAGGGAACCCCACACCGUCAAGAACAUGCUAUACCACCCUCCAGGGAACCCCACACCCUCAAGAACAUGCUAUACCACCCUCCAGGGAACCCCACACCGUCAAGAACAUGCUAUACCACCCCCAGGGAACCCCACACCCUCAAGAACAUGCUAUACCACCCUCCAGGGAACCCCACACCGUCAAGAACAUGCUAUACCACCCUCCAGGGAACCCCACACCCUCAAGAACAUGCUAUACCACCCUCCAGGGAACCCCCACACUCUCACCCUCACAUAUACGCUAA